UCCCUUUGAAUGGAGAGUGAGUUGCAGAGGACUACACCGGCAAUAUGAGAGCUCUGCGUUUGGUCCUGCUGAGUGCCUUCUUGCCCCUGCUCUGUCUGCCCAGCCCCAGCCAUGGAGCAUCCUACUUUGGGGACAGUUUCUGCAAGAUAACUUCGAUCCAAGAUGUCUCCUCCUUUCACCUGUCGCUGCAGUUCAAGACCAGCCGACGAAGUGGACUCCUCCUCCUGGCUGCAGGGAUGCAGGACUACCUAUUUCUGGAACUCCAAAAUGGGAAAUUACAGGUGCGAAUGAACCUUGGGGCCGGUGAGAUGGUGCUAUCAUCAUCUCUGGGGCUGCAACUGAACAACCUCCAGGAGCACAAGGUGUCUAUCACGAUGCAGGAGGCCAAACUGACCAUGCUGAUCGAUGAUCUCUUUUCCACUUUCAUCUCUGUGCCUGAAACCCAGGAGGACCUCAACAUUGACAUGGGGGUUUACAUGGGGGGAACCGGAGACUUAGACGCCCCAUAUCUCAGUAAUGCCAUACCUCCAUUCCGCGGCUGCAUGACCAAUGUCAAGUUGGAGUCCCAUCAGUUUGAUAUUCUCGACUCCGAGCCCAUUGACUGCCAUGAUACAAAGGAGCCCUGUAGCAGUGAGUUUGAGGUUGGUGAUGGAGAGGCGACCAGCUUUAUCAGCCCAGACUCAUUUGUGUCCUUCCCUACUUGGAGCGGGGCUAGUGGUAGUGAAAGGACCUUGGAGUUUCUCAUGAAGACCACCAUCGAGGAUGCCCUACUCACCUUCCACCCUGGACGAGAGUCAGACUUUAUAGCUGUUGGCGUUGUGGGCGGUUACCUAAAAGGUGUGGUGGACUUUGGGAGUGGGAUUGUGGUACUGGACAACCCCAGAGUACAGCUAGAUGAUGAUCAGUGGCAUAGGAUCAGAGUCACUGUAGAUGCGAGUGUGUUUGAGAUUAACGUGGACAGCCAGCCUGCCUCUCUCUCUCUAAGGGGCUCAGAGCAAUUGGAUCUAGUUGGCAAUCUGUAUAUGGGGGGGAUCCAGGGCAAGAUGAAGGAAGUGUUUCGUGAUAGUAGCUUGUCUCGUAUGGAGGAGGUAAUAACAUCUGAGUCUUUUAUCGGAUGCAUGGGAGAAAUCAAAGUGAACCAGAAGGAGAGAAGCCUGCAGGACGCGUUGGUCACCAAAGACGUCCAUGUGAAAUGCGAGGGAGAGGACUAUGACUACUCAAGUUACUAUGAUUUUGAGGCAACCACAACUACGGCUCCUGUUCGGAUCCGAUAUGUCAAAGCUGACCCUAAUGAAAGACAUUGCUACCCAACUGAUGACACACCAGAGGCCUUCCGGAACAUUACAAAACUUAUUGAAGUCAACCCUUUGCUUGUGCCCGAGGGUGGGGAAGCCUUUCUCGAUAUUAACAACCUUAGCCCUACAUUUAACCUAAACACUGUGGGAAUCCGCCAAUCCCAGAUCAUUUUCACUCUACAAAAUGACCCUUGGUACGGACUCGUAGAUAUGAACAUCAAUACCAGACGUACCAAAAAAUUUACACUCCUGGACGUGGUCAACAAGAAAAUCAAGUAUCUCCACGACGGCAAUGAAAAGUAUGGCGAUCAGAUCCAGUUGGAUGUGUUUGCCCAUAGUAACAGUUACCUUCCAGGAUGUCUUAAAAAUCCCCACCAGUACAUUCUCCCAGUGGAGAUCAUACCUGUCAAUGACACACCACAACUAAGCGGAGGAAACAUUUCCAUCACAGAAAACGGUCGCACUCGCUUAAAUCCUAACCUUAUCAAGAUUGUGGAUUCGGACACUCGCUGUGAGGAAUUGAUUGUCACCGUGACCUCAGAACCUCCCAGAGGGGUUGGCUACUUAGAAAAUGCCCAGCAACCAGGAAGAAGUAUCAAAGAGUUCACAUGCAGGCAGUUGAAAGACGGCAAUAUAUAUUUUGUCCACAGAACUGGGAGCGGUGGGAUAACUCUACAGGUAUCUGACGGACAAUCCAUAAGUCAUUCGACCACUUUUAAACUGUCCAUUACCAAGCCCCAAAUGAGCCUUGUGACCAAUACUGGCCUUCUGUUGUCUCAGGGAAGCAACUCUUCCAUUGGGAUCCAGAACCUGGCUGUCAUUGCCACCCCUCGUAAUGGAGAUAUUGUGUUUAAUGUCACACAGGCUCUGAGAUAUGGUGAAUUGCAUGUUCUCACUCGCAAUGGUUUGCCCAAACAGGUGACAUCUUUUCACCAGUCAGAUUUGGAGCAAGAUCGCUUGAGAUAUGUUAGUACAGUUUCAAGUGACCUGGAGGACGUUGUGUCAGAUCAUUUUCAAUUUGAUGUCCAUCUUGGACAGUUUUCCCUAUGGAACAAUACUUUUUUGAUCAAGAUCACACCCUCCCAGGUUAAAAUGGCCCAAGUAGUUCCCCUUGAGAUUGAAGGCAAUGUAGAGCAAAAGGCAAUAAAACACACUGAUCUUGAAGCAGAAGUGAAGGGAAAAAGUGUAGCCCCAGAAACGAUAAGAUACAUCCUUCUGAAGGCCCCCACACUGGGUACUCUUCAAAUGAUUGGCAGGAAGCUAGUUGAGGGAGACAGUUUCACCCAACAGGACCUCUGGAAUGCCCAGGUCAGCUAUAGAGUCCAGGUGCAAAGGGCGGUGGCUAAUGAGGACCAGUUCCAGUUCAGAGUCUUUGCAGAUAAUCAGUACUCCCCUAUGUAUACCUACCCAAUCAAGAUCCAGGCCGAUUCAGACGCCCCUGUUUUGACUAAUGAGAGACUCAUUGUCUUGGAGGGCGGGGAGAAUAUUCUGAACAAAGACUAUCUAUGGGUUCAGACAUCCAUCUCGACAAACUUUGUUUACAGGGUGACGCAAGACCCCAAGUAUGGCCGUCUCAUCAGGGAGUCCCCAUCUGGACAGCCCAGGUUCGAUGGGGCCAUUAGAAUGUUCAGCAAUGAGGAUCUGAAUCUAGAUAGGCUGAUUUACCAACAUGAUGGCUCAGAGUCUAGCGAUGAUGAGUUCUCUUUCCUGGUAUUCGAGCAAGCAGCAGGAAGUGAAAACAUCAGAAUCGAUGGUCAAGUGUCUAUGAGCAGCAUGUUUAGAAUAUCUAUUCAGUCCAAGAACGACCACGUGCCUCUUAGAGUGGUUGAUAAAACCUUCAACGUGGUGCGAAACGGACAACGUUUGCUGACCACAGAAGAUAUCCUCUUCAGGGACAAUGACUCAGGGUUCAAUGAUACCCAGUUGGUCUUUGUUCGCACAGGCAUUCUCUCAGGAAAUAUUGUCUCCCCAUCAGACCCGUCGCAGCCCCUCUUUCGUUUCACUCAAGCAGACGUGAAAGACCAGAAUGUUCUAUUUGUACACCAUGGAGCAGACCGUGAGCGCUUCCAGCUCCAGGUUUCUGAUGGCCUGCAUAAGACCACAGCCCUGCUGCAGAUCCAGGCUGGUGAGGCCUACCUCCGUGUGGUGAACAACACUAUGGUUGUUAUGGACCAUGGAAGCACAAAGACGCUCAACACCAGUCUGUUGAGUGCAGAGUCCAACAUGGACAUUAGGGACGCCAGUGACAUUAGGUACCAAGUGACAUCACCCCCUAGUGAUGGGAAGAUCAUCGUGAGUGGGAUUGAGGCCUCUUGGUUCACACAGGAGGAUCUGAAAAAGGGUGUGGUGUCCUACGAGCAUAACGACCAGAGUCUGAGCUCCAAGGACUCGUUUGGCUUCACUGUGGAAGCGAAAGGAUUUUCUGAGGAGGGCACAUUCAGAAUAAAGAUCUUCAAGCAAGGCUAUCUGUCUGAGCCUGUGGUCAUCACCAAUGAGGUCAUCAUCUCCUAUGAGGGAGAGCACACUGUGAUCAACCAAGAUCAUCUUAAGGUAGAACAAGCAGACAUCCUGCCCUCUGAGAUGGUGUUCACCAUCAAGGAGCCUCCUCGUCUGGGCCACGUGGUCAUGCUGACCAACCACUCGGACAGUACGGCUGCGCCCAGCCUCGACUACAUCCACUCCUUCACCCAGGAGGAUGUCAACAGGGGGCGCAUCCUCUAUGUCUCUGCCUCCAUCCUGGGCAGUGACGCCUUCGCGGCUGACGUCAGCAACGGGUUCACCACCGUGGAUGACCUCCGGAUGAUGGUGGACAUUGUGCCUCGCCUCAUCCCCAUCCAGGCCCUCAACUUCAGUGUGAGGGAGGGCGGUGGGAUGGCCCUUACCACUGAGCUCCUGAAUAUUUCUCACCCAUUCUACAGUGCGGUCAACGUGGACUUCGUCGUAGAGGAGCCACCACAGCAUGGGGAUAUCCGCUACUUGGAUGGUGACGAACAGGAGCUCACCUUCUUUACCUGGGAGGAGGUGAAACUUGGACACAUCUACUACUUACAUGACAGCACGGAAAGUGGCGAGGACAAUUUCACACUCUCUGCCUCAGCCUAUGAGAUAGAGCGCCGCAGCCUUCCCGUUACCUUCACUGUCACCGUCUUCCCGGUCAACGAUGAGGCACCUAAACUGACAUGCAACACAGGACUGGAGGUUUUAGCUGGAGAGGAAUCGGACAUCACCACCAGCAUGUUGAAUACAGAAGAUGCAGACACCCCCAUCAAUGAGUUGGUUUAUUCCAUCGAGUCAACCAUCAAUGGGUUGGUGGCUCUAAAGGUGGAACCUGACGAAGAAAUUCAGAACUUCACACAGGCACAAAUUAACAAUGGGGAAGUCAUCUUUAUCCAUGAAGGUCUGGAGUCUGGAGGCUUCAGUUUUACCGUGACAGAUGGAGAGCACACCUCGCCUCUCUACCGCUUUGUCGUUACUGCUCGACAGCUCACCAUCACCAUGGAAACCGGGGAGGAGCUAAAGAUCUUUCCAGGAACAAGACAUGCCAUCACCAGUGCCAUUUUGAAGGCAGUGACCAAUGAGGAUGGAGAUGAGAUAAGCUUCUCAUUGGUCAGGCCUCCUCGCCUGGGAAGACUGAUCUUAGCCAACGACAGGAACCAGUUUGAAGAGAUCACACGCUUCUCUCAAUCAGAUCUGGAGUCCGGGGCCGUCUUUUACGAGCACCAGAUGCCUGAGGAGCCCUUCUGGGUGGUCCGGGACUCUGUGGAGCUCCUGCUCUCCUCCCCUCCAGCCCCCGCUGUGCAUCACGUCCUCCCCAUCACCGUGUCCUACUCCGCAGCCAGCCACAACAUCUCCUCACAGCUCUGGAAGAACAGAGGUCUGGACAUAGUGCAAGGUCAGAGGAAGGUGAUUGACAGUUCCAUCCUGGACGCCUCCAAUCUGCUGGCCAGCCUCCCCGAGGCGGAGCGAGGUCCCUUGGACGUGGUCUUUGAGGUGCGCCGCUUCCCGGCCCAUGGGAGAGUCACCCUGGGGGGCCUGAAUCUGCCCCAGGGUGCCCCCUACUUCAUGCAGGAGGAUGUGGCGCAGGGCGAGCUGGAAUACCUCCACGAUGACUCUGGAGCCUCCGUGGACAGCUUCUCCUUCCGAGCCCGGCUCAACUCCCAGGGCCGCGGCACCCUUCCCCCUCCCCAGCAGGCAGUGGUCCUGGAGGAGGUCUUCAACAUCUCGAUCCGGAGAAGGGACUCUAGUCCUCCAGAGCUGGUGAGCUUGGACGUUCUUCUAGAGGUUCUCCAGGGCUCCAUGAUGGUGAUCACCCAAAAGUACCUCAACACCCGUGACGAGGACAGCACGCCCGAUGAGGUGCGCUUCACAGUCUCCAAGGCGCCCACCAACGGGCGGCUGGUGGAUGCCACCAAGGGCGACCACAUCUCCACGUUCACCCAGGAGGCGGUCAACAAGGGCCAGGUGGGCUUUGUCAGUGACGGAAGCCUGUCGGACGGCUUCAUAGAGUUCACUGUGUCGGACGGGAAGCACCACACUGAGCCGCACACUCUCCAUGUAGGAAUCCUGGCCCGGACGCUGGUGCUGGCCAAAGCCCCAGAGAUCCAGGUGCUGCAGGGGGACGACGAGACCCUAGUGACAGAGGAGAUGUUGAGGGCCACCACAGGUGGCCCCAAUGAGGAGGAAGUCCUCUACAAGAUCACCAGUGUGCCCAAGUACGCUGCCGUCAUGGUGGACCGGCAGCCCACGUCGGCCUUCACUCAGACCCAGAUAAGGGAGGGCCGGGUGAGCGUUCGCUUCAUCAAGUCCACCUCACCCCGGGACAGCGUGGCCUUUGUGGCCCGGAGCCGGGCGGCCAAUAUCUCCUCUGUCCUCAACAUCACGGUCAAGCCUCUGGCCAACAUCCCCCAGGAACUCCUGCUGCCACGGGGUGCCACCGUGCUGCUGGACAAAAAGCUGCUGGAUGCCACGCCGCUGGCCAACAAGACCCGGACAUCACCCACCUUCAGCGUCAUCCAGCAACCGCAAGGUGCCCGCUUCGUGAGGGCUGGCGGGAGAGGGCCAGAGGGAGACGGCCAGCCCGUGGACACGUUCACCCAGAAAGAACUGGAUGAGGGACGUGUAGCCAUGGAGAUCCUGAAUGGAACAGGAGGCAGCCAAGCCCAGGACGUGGCUCGCUUCCUGCUCAAGGCCCACGGGGUCCCUCCAGCUGAGUGUGUUCUCUCCUUCAAGACGACCCCUUACAACGCCUCAGCGGUCUACCCGGCCACUCUCCUUAAGGUCCCUGGCGGGUCUGCAUGGUCCAAUAGCAACGACCUCCCUGGAGGGGCGGGGUCCCCACGCAUCACCCCAGCCAGCCCUCGCUGGAGGGGCAACAUGGACUGGCCUCAUGGAGGAGAUGCCCCUACCACUGCCUACACUGACAGUGACUCCCAUAGGAAACCAGUGGUGUCCAGGAGGAACAACCUGUGGUCCAUCCUCAUCCCCAUUCUGAUCCUGCUGCUCCUCCUCCUGCUGGUGGCCAUCUUGGCUUUCUACUUGGUGCGUCGCAACAAGACGGGCAAACACAAUGUGCAGACGGUGGCUGGCUCCAAGCCCAAAAACGGAGAGAUCAGCCAGGAGACCUUCCGGAAAACCGACCCGGCCAAUAACAUCCCCAUGUCCCAAAUGGACUCCAAAGACGCCGACCCGGAAUUGCUGCAGCACUGUCGGACAACGAACCCGGAGUUAAAAAAGAACCAGUACUGGGUAUGAGAGUUGACUGAUUGCUUAGACAUAGGAAACAGAGAGGAAGAUCCUCUACCAUUUUGAAUGCGGCCUUCUUGAAUCAUUCCUUUUCAGUGUUAAAGUCCUUUUUGCCAUGAUAGUAUUAAGAAAUGUGUAUGUUUUGAUAUCAUUGGACAUUUCACUAUCACAUAUUAACGUUGUGCCAAUCCUCAGGUCAAGAAACACUGAAUAUUUCCAUUGGUAAAAAUGUCACCAUUAAACUUAAGAGGGUUUUGCCUGACACGUAUAUUUAUUUUUAGGACAACUGCUGGACAUCUAUGAUGUACUUUUUCACAGGGCACAAAUGAGGACAUAUUGUGCUUGCUAAAAAUGUGUGUGCUGCCACAAUAUAUUCAGUAUGCUAUUAUAGGACAAUAUUACUAAUUUGACUACAUAAACAGAUUUAUUUGAAGUUUUGGUAAUAGUUUUAUUGUAGUUUCGCUUUAACAGUAAAGGUGGACAAGUGUGUACAUAAUUCAACUCAAUAAGGUAGAUCUAUGCUGUAUGAAGGAAAAGGAAAAAAUGCCUUUUGUUUUUGAUUAUUAUUCUAUAAAUGUAUUAUUGACCAUGUAUUUUUUUUUUGCUUUGUUGUUCGACCCCAAUUCAAUCUAACUUCUGUUGCAGUAUUUACAAAGCCACAUAUGACAUUUGUCCUGUUAUAGAAUCAAAUCUGAGGGGUUUUGGGCAGAGCCGUUGAUGACAAGUGUAUAAAACCGAGCACACAGCCAUGCAAUCUCCAUAAACAAACAUUUGCAGUAGAAUGGCCCAUGCUGAAGAGCUCAGUGACUUUCAAUGAACCGACAUAGGAUGCCACCUUUCCAACAAGUUAGUUAAUCAAAUUUCUACCCUGCUGGAGCUGCCCCGGUCAACUGUAAGUGCUGUUAUUGCGAAGUGGAAACAUCUAGGAGCAACAAUAGCUCUGCCGCGAAGUCACACAAUCUCACAGAAAGGGACAGCCGAGAGCUGAAGCGCAUAGCGCUUUAAAAUCGUCUGUCAUCGGUUGCAACACUCACUAACAAGUUCCAAACCACCUCUGGAAGCAACGUCCGCACAAGAACUGUUUGUCUAGUGUUUCAUGAAAUGGGUAUCCAUGGCCGAUCAGCCGCAACCAAGCCUAAGACCACCAUGCACAAUGUCAAGCUCGCCGUCAUUGGACUCUGGAGCAGUGGAAACACAUUCUCUGGAAUGAUGAAUCAUGCUUCACCAUCUGGCAGUCCAGAUAAGAAGAACACUAAACUGAAAGCAGAUAUUAAAGAGCAUUUAGAAUACCACCUGCAGUUUUUUCACACUAUAAGUUUAAAAAUAUCUCAACUUAGUAUUUAGAACUAAGAAGAAUCCUUAAGUUUUGCCAUUGAGUUUAGGUUGUGAAAAUAUCUAUUUGGUGCUAUUGGAAAUAUCAUUGUAAAUCUCUGUUCAAAAGUAUAUAGAUGCAUUACGAAUAAUGUCUGUUCAACCAACACUGUUGUAACUUUAUUUGGUGGAUCAAGAAAUGACUACUGGGGUGUUUGUCGUUUCUAACAACAUCCCAAAGUUUGACUUAUCUUUGUCCUCAGCUGGGCUGUCCCUCUAAAGUUGCUGUGUAGACGGCCUUAAGUGUAUUUCCAGAGGUUCUCUCUUAAAAUAACUGCACAGCCGGGCUGCAUACCAGUUAUUUUGCCCCCCUCCCCUCCACCCCUUCACUCUUCACUUGUUGGAAGACCACCACCCCCAUCCCAUUGGCUGGCAUACAGUGAUGACAUGGCCCAGAUCAAAAGCCAAAUCAAGCCCUGUUUCCCAUCGGGGCGUCCACCCUGGCAAUUUCCCACCAUAACCCCAGCCUCUGGCCUCCUCCAUGGUCUGGGGACGGGGUUGUGCUAGACUGAGAGCUGUGUUUUCCUUGGCUGUAUCUGGCUUUGUAGUCUGACCCAGCCCACUAAUAACGAGAUACUGUAUAUCUUUAUAUAUAAAUAUAAUCCAAAUAAAUGGCUCUGGUUUUGGUUAUUUUUCCAAUACCAAAUAGACUACCCUCACAGGAAUAUACUUCAAUUGUUCAUAUGAUGGCACAAGUGUCUCAGGGCAGUAAUUGUGAAAAGAUGCUCCCUAAACAUUACUAAGGCAGUUUUGAUUGAAUUGACCCUAGAUCUUUCAACCAGCUUUUAAUCGUAUCCUUUCAUUUAGCCUUUCAAUGCUGAAGAGUUGCUCAAAACUGAACCACUUGCUUGGAUACACAGGACUGACAUGACACUGAUGACAAAAAACUGCAUAGUAUAACAUUUCGGCACCACAGACAGGAUGUGACUCACGAGUGGCUGUCUUAAAAGCAACUCUAUUGGCUGACAAGCAGUGGUGAGGUCAUUUUAGAACUGCCAGAGUUUUAUUUUCCCAGCCUGCAAUUAAUGUUUAAUAAAGGCUCUGAUUUCUAUAUGUGAAGUUGAGAGAAACGUCUGUGAUAGGAUAGGUGUUUUACCUAAGCUCCACUGGUUGGAACAUGUAGUAUAGCACAUUCUGUGAGAGGUUAUUCUCUAGCUUGGUCCCAGAUCUGUUUGUGAUGUCUUUCCAACUGCUAUGGUUGUUGUGAUUUGGCAAGACAGCACAAACACAUCUGCGGCCAGGCUAGGUAUUCUGUGCUGAUGAGAUUUUGUGUCCCAUUAGCGGUUUGCAUUCCAUAAUUAAGUUGACCAGAUGAAGGUAUAGUACAAUCUUGCAAUUUCAGGAGAUACAGUGUACAGCUUAUCCCAUAAGUAAUAACACUCAAAUUGGCAUCACAUCCUGGUGGUGUUGAAAUGUUUAUCUAUAGACUUAACCUGAAAAUUAGCAAAUACAAAUUCAAGAUAAGCAAUGAUGGACACGCAUAGUUUGAGUAAGAAACUCCAUCAAAAUAACAUUAAAGCAGUUAUUUACUGUCAGUGCACUGCAGGGUGUUUUCUUUUCUUUUGAUAUAGUUAUCUGAUAGAAAAUAAUAGGUCGUAAGUCAUAUCAACCACAAUUUACAGAAACUUGUAUUAUUUUACUGUUACGACAUUUUACUAACCAAAUGUCCUCUUUAAUUUAAUUUAACGGUGCCUAAUACCUUGUAUAUACUCUGUUGCUUUUAAAUUAAAUUAGCUGCUGACUGUUGUGAAGAUGUCAAAUUAGGAAAAAAAUUGUUCGGAAUUAGACAAUAUAAAGGGUAAAGAUAAUUAUCAUAUAAUCACCAAUUAUAUGAGAAUAUUGUUUGUUGUAUUUUAUCAUUUGAUGAAAAUAAAUGGGCCUGAAGGUUAGUAUCGUUACAAAAUCUAACAGUAUAACACAUUUUGGCAACAGUUGUACAUUUAUUUUCCUUUGAAAUGACUAUAUACAGUGCAUUCAGAAAGUAUUCAGACCUCUUGACUUUGUCCACAUUUUGUUACGUUACAGUCUUAUUCUUAAAUGGAUUUGAUAGAUUUUUUUCCUCAUCAAUUUACAUUAAAAAAAAAUGUAAUAUCACAUUUACAUAAGUAUCCAGACCCUUUACUCAGUACUUUGUUGAAGAUCCUCAAACUGUGUCAUGUUGAAUGGUGAGUGCCACUGCACAGCUAUAUUCAGGACUCUCCUGAGAUGUUCGAUCGGGUUCAAGUCCGGGCUCUGGCUGGGCCACUCAAGGACAUUCAGAGACUUGUCCAGAAACCACUCUUGUGUUGUCUUGGCUAUGUGCUUAGGGUUGUUGUCCUGUUGGAAGGUGAAUCUUUGCCCCAGUCUGAGGCCCUGAGCGUUCUGGAGCAGGUUUUCCUCAAGGAUCUUUUUGUACUUUGCUCCGUUCAUCUUUCCCUCGAUCCUGACUAGUCUCCCAGUCCCUGCCUCUGAAAAACAUCCUCACAGCAUGAUACUGCCACCACCAUGCUUCAUCAUCGGGAUGGUGUCAGGUUUUCUCCAGACGUGACGCUUGGCAUUCAGGCCAAAGAGUUCAGUCUUGAUUUCAUUCAGGUGUAUUCUGGCAAACUCCAAGUGGACUGUCAUGUGCCUUUUACUGAUGAGUGGCUUCCAUCUGGCCCCUCUACCAUGAAGGCCUGAUUGGUGGAGUGCUGCAGAGAUGGUUGUCCUUAUGGAAGGUUCUCCCAUCUCUACAGAGGAACUCUGGAGCUCUGUCCGUGACCAUUAGGCUCCUCCUCCUGGUCACCUCACUGCACAAGGCCCUUCUCCCCCGAUUUCUCAGUUUGGCUGGGCAGCCAGCUCUAGGAAGAGUCUUGGUGGUUCCAAACUUCUUCCACUUAAGAAGGAUGGAGGCCGCUGUGUUCUUGGGGACGUUCAAUGCUGCAGACAUUUUUUGGUACCCUUCCCCAGAUCUGUGCCUAGACACAAUCCUGUCUACGGACAAUUCCUUCGACCUCAUGGCUUGUUUUUUGCUCUGACUGUCAACUGUGCAACCGUAUAUAGACAGGUGUGUGCCUUUCCAAAUCAUGUCCAAUUAAUUGGAUUUACCACAGGUGGACUCCAGUCAAGUUGUAGAAACAUCUCAAGGAUGAUCAAUGGAAACAGGAUGCACCUGAGCUCAAUCAAGUCUCAUAGCAAAGGGUCUGAAUACUUAUGUAAAUAAGGUAUUUCUGUUUCGUAUGUUUAAUACAGUAGCCAAAAUUUCUAAAAACCUGUUUUUCACUUUGUCAUUAUGGGGUAUUGUGUUUAGAUUGAUGAGGAAAAAACUGUAUUUAAUCAAUUUUAGGAUAAGGCUGAAUCGUAACAAAAUGUGGAAAAGGGGAAGGUGUCUGAAUAGUUUUAGGAUGCACUGUAUGUACCAGUAUUAUAUCUAUUUUCUUUAGAUAGCUACACAUUACCUUGUUACUUUUAGAGGCUGUUGCUGUUUUUGUUUAAAAAAUAACUAUUAUCUGUAGAGCAUGAUAUUACAGUAUAAUAUUGGUAUCAGAUACACCAUUCAGGAGAUAGCUCAGGAAAUGUCUGAAUUGUGAUUCCUUUUACAGUGUUAUUAUAGGCAAGGAGCCUUGUUGUUUUGUUUCUGUUUAAUUGAUUAAGCCCAUGCCUUGAUGGCUAUUUUGUAAAUGUUAUAUUUUUAAAUACCAUUGCUUGUGCAUACCUCAUAGAAUAAAAAUAACUCUUUAAAACACAUUUUUUUAUUUGAUUUGCAAUGCUAAUAUGCCAUAUUUUCUAUAUUUGCACUUUUUCGCAGUUGUUUCUUUCCCUCUUCCUGUUGAGGGUGUCUUUGCAUAUCACCCCUAAUAUGUUUCUGCUUUUAUUUAUUUGUUUUGGUCACUUCUGCCAUACAUAGACUUGGUUAUUUGGUUUGUCAGAGGUGUACUUUGUAAAUGCAACCCAACAACAUGUGCCUUAAAUUGUCAUAAAAUUCCAAUCCUCAGACAAAUAAAGAGUUAUGUCCAUGGAA
Oncorhynchus masou masou (cherry salmon) is the source of this 12387-nucleotide messenger RNA. It is a transcript of the gene cspg4, whose product is annotated as chondroitin sulfate proteoglycan 4. Lineage: Eukaryota; Metazoa; Chordata; Actinopteri; Salmoniformes; Salmonidae. Gene Ontology annotation, biological process: anatomical structure morphogenesis. The record is from RefSeq and is a predicted model, not a curated record.